AAUACUCGAUCACAUCCCCUAACCCCCAGUCCUAGCUCGGCAUCAAGUUGACGGUUUGGCUCAAAAUGGCUGGAGAGAAGCUGUUGUGAGGAUCGACGGUUUUACCACUUAUCUACCAUAAAUGAGACUGUGCAUUUUGAAGGCGGGCCCAGUACGUAACUGUGGUUCAAGAUCAGACAGGUAGAAGAGAUCUGAGAGCUGCAGUGUUUGAACUGAUGGCUGCAUCUGUCACAUUUCGGCUGUCUGUCUGCCUGGUGAAGACCAUUCGUCCGUCUGCUGUCCUUGCAGCCGAUCUGUGGCUGAUGACUGACAGCUGCUUUGAUGCUGAACGUUCCAUAGAGGGAAUGCUGAUUAGGAAUGGGAGACAAAACUCAGAGAGGGACAGAUGAGGAGACAGGAGGUUGUGUCCAUGCAGAUGCCACCCUGCGGGAGGGGGAGUAUGGAGAAGGAGGGUCAGGACCAGAACCCAGGCACCACCCAGAAAGAGGAGGAGUGAGCAGCUGAGGAAGAAGGAAUCCUAUGUUCAUGAGUAAGUGAGUUCCCCCUUCAGAUGAAGAGCCUUCAGUUCCGGAGCAUCGCCCCUAAGGUCCCGGCCAUGGUGCCCUCCCCCUGCUCUACGGUCCUAUCCUGUCAGCCUACCUCUACCCUCCCAGAGGCUACCACUGCCUCCACCCCCAAGUCCAUCAUUGUGCCCACCCAAAACUAUGCACUGAUGCAAAUAGCAGGUCAAGAUGGCACUUUCUCCCUGGUGGCGCUGCCCCCUUCUGUCUCCUCUCAGACACCGCAGCCACAGCAGCAACAAACCCAAUCAAUCCAAAAGAACCUCAAGUUGCCUAUUCCCAGAUAUCAGCCAGUGAGAAACAAGGGGAUCACAGAUAAUGUCAAAUCACCAUCACUAGAUGCCAAGAUGAAAACGCCCUCCAUGGUUUCUGUGACAGCACAGUCCAAGUCAGUGUUGGGUGGGGAAUCAACAUUGACAAAGAAAAAACAACAGGAAUCAAAGCUCAUAACCCCCCCCCUAGAACCCAAAGAGGAGGUUUCAGAGCACGUAAUUCUGAUUGACACAGCCUCUUCUGACAUCUCUGUCACUGCUCUGCUCCCAGACAACACUGUCCUGUAUUCCACCUCUCAGUUGGAGCGAGUACCAGAAGGCCAGGAACAACCCGCUAAAGCUGGCCUUAUUCAGAGCCUCCAGUACCCCCCUGCUCCUGUCAAAAGUUCCUCAGGAAAAUCCCAAGAGGAAAGUAAAACUACAGUGAGGCUGUGCCAGUCAAAGCCCACUGCAGCCCAACCCCAAGGCAGUAUCACUGUCCUGUCCCCAGCCAUCUUCAGUAAAGCAGUCCAGAUUGUUCCAUCCCCGCCAAAGGGUAAACUUCCCAUCUUGCCUUAUUCCAAAAUUAAGAGCACCCUCAUCCCAGCUACCAAGCUCAGCAAUUUGUCCCCAGAAAAGAAGGCUUUCUCUACCCACACAGGAUUCACCAGCACCUUACAUCCUACAUCCAAGGCCCUUAAAACAGCUGAUGCCUUUAGUGACAGCCAGUUGCCAAACUCUGCUCUACAACCCCAGUCCAAGACCACACUCAUGCCUGUACUGGGGUCCCUCCAGAAACCACCUGGCAAAAAGAGAGGGAGGAAGAGAAAGACAAUUGAAGACAUCUUAGCAUUUGAGGCCCGAAAGAAGCGGUCCUUGUCCUUUUUUCGUAGAAGGGUGCCUGAGAAACUGCCAACGGUUCUUCCAGGCUCCAAACAAAAGGAAGUUGAUAUUUCAAAGAAGUACCGGAGCAUCCGACCCAAACCGAUGUUGGUUAUGGACACAGUUCCCCAAUUGGUUAGUUUGCCUGCCAUUACUCCAGAUGGCCAAGAACAGGAGCUCUUCCUUGGUCAUCAGCUCCCCACCAGUACCACUUCCAAGAUCCUUGACUGUUCUUCCCAACCAACCCCAGUAACCUUUCACCUGAGAGGUGCUUCCCAUCCCAGAGUGUUCAUAGGCUGCCGUCCACUCCACCAUUGCCCCCCCUGCAGCCGCUGUUUCCAGUUCAAGCAUCACCUCCAGAGUCAUAUGAAUAGUCACACCAACAGUCGGCCCUACAUCUGCCCAGUAUGCCGCAAAGCCUAUGCUCACUCUGGCAGCCUGAGCACCCACAUGAAGCUUCAUCACUCAGAGGUACGCCCACGUCGGUCACUGCGCUGUGAGUUCUGCGAGAAGGCCUUUGGAUAUGUGGGAGUGUACUUCAGUCAUCUUAGAGAGGUCCACAAGGUGGUACUGACUGUAGAGCCAUCCAUCAGCCAUCAUGAGGAUGAUGUGUCCUUUGAGGGGGCUAACUCCCUUGACCCAUCAGAUGAGCAGGAUUGUGAAGACCCAGUAGAACUGCAGAUUAAAUGUGGUCGCUGCCAGGCAAUCACUCCCACCUUUGCUGACAUGAAGAUGCACUUGAUUUAUGUGCACGGGGAGGAGGUCCAGGUUCGACUUGACAAUGGCCAGCCCCUGCGGGGUGGCCGUGCUCCUGAAGAUGAGCUGGUAAAGCAUGCUGCCCACUAUUGGCGGCAGCUCAAUGAGAAACGCAAUUUGGUCAAGUGUGGCAGCUGUGAUGAGGAGUUCUUCUCCUUCUCCAAGCUUAAGAUGCACAUCAUGUCCCACCAUCAUGGAAGGAAGGAGGAGGACAGUGGGGCCAUUUCACCACCAGAUAGUGGCAGAGUACUUAGUGUCCUUGCAGCAGGUGCGGCCUUUAACUGUGUGCUUUGCAGUGAGGUGUUGGACACUAAAGAGGGAGUUAUGGAGCACUGGCGGAGUCACCACCACUGUGAACAACCUAGCCUGCUUUGGGAUGCCCUGAGCUCCUACACUGGACAUGAAGAGUGUGAGGAAAAAGGGGAUCUGGAUACUCCUGCUCCAAGCCCACACUAACCAGUGUAGCCCUUGGCUGGGCAUGGAGCCCUUUACUGUGGCUACUCCUCGUACACAUUCAGUCCUAACAAUUAGUAGCACAGGGAUGGAGAGUCUCUUUUAUGUCUGUUAACACUAGUUUCAUCUUUCACCAGCUGAUGCACAUGACUUGAUCCAAAAGUGGAAAACAAAGAAGAAGAAUAUCAAACCAAUUGUGAAAAUUGAUCUUUGUGUUACAGUUCAUAGGGGAUGUUCUCUGUAGGUCAGAGAAUUCACUUUUAUAAACAAUAUAAUUUUUCAUGUUUUUAUUUUUAAUGCACUGUUCUGUUUUCAGAGAUAUGUAUUUAAAAUCAUAUUGGAAAUGGAAUAUUUUAUUUUUUCUACUGAUUAUUUAAAAGUUAAGAGUAAUUUAUAACCUAGCUGACACGGUAAAGCUAUUAAAGGGUCAUUUCAGCCAAACGCUUGUCUCUUAUGGUAUCUAACCUUGCAGAUAAUUUCCUUUCAUUUUCAUUGUAUUUGUUUAAUAAUUAAUAUACAGAAAAAGCUAAUAUGCUGCCACUUUUCUUGUCAACACAACUUUUGCCCACUGUGACAUUAAAGGCCACUAAAAACACUGCAGCUGUUCUGCAUAAACCAGCAAAAAUGAACACCUCAAUUUUACAAAAGUAGACAAUUACCAUUAAAAUAUGAACAAGCCAUUUACAGUUUGGCUAACUGUAUUGAACUUGGCUGACCUGCUGCAGAGGCGAUUGUCAGUAGGUUUUGCAUCUUCGGUCAAACAAUUUCUCACGUCUGUCAUAAUUUAGAUCUGAAAGCUGAACCUGCGCUCUGUUGCCAUGCUGGAAACUGGACUCGCCAUCUCCACUGCAACCAAAGUUUUAAAGUCAGGCAAUAUUUCUCUCGGGGAGUGUUUAGAAGUUGUUCUGAAUGUGGUUUCCCAAUCCUGAAAUGCUCACUUCACCAGGAGGAAUCCGCACUGUGCACUGCUUCUGUACCAGAGGCGCAGCUGCAUCCUUCCGUGACUUGUCCCACAUGCGUUCUGUUGCCUCCAGUCUGUUGCUCUUCGAUGCGCUGUCAGCUCCCAAAUAACAAGAUACACUGACUACGUUCUCAGUUGUCUUUCAUCCACCGCAUUAGUUCCUCUUUUUCCACCUUGUUCAUCAACACCAUAGCAGUUACUGGGAUUUUUAGUAGCCUUACUGUAAGUUAGGGUAAAUUGCCCUGUUUUCUUAUCUGUCGAAAUGAUGGAUGGCCUUCAGAUUUUUCCAUCAUUAUUAAAAAAUUGUGUCAAUGAAAUAUCCAUUUAACAUAACCUCUCAUCCUAUGCCAGCUGUAUUUCCCAGAGACAGAGUCAGGAAGAAAGGCAACACUCCAUAGUCAAAAAAUUACCUUAUGCAUCAGUCAUAGGAAUGACUAUUUGCAGUGGACUAACAGAACCUAUGCCAGAGUCACACCAGAGACACCGCAGUUCCUGGUCAGCAUCUUAACCCUUAAGCCAUUUUUACUUGCAACACAAAUAGCAGUUCAAUUUAGAACAUGUGGUUUUAAAUGCUGUGACCUUCACAAAUUAAUUUUUAUUCACCCUCCAUGGUGUUGGAGUACAGGCAGAAAUCUCAAAGAAUACAUCUUUGACAUUAACUGAAACUACCUGAAAGAUCAGCCAGGAUACCACUAUGGGAAAGUACAAAAAUAUGUUUCAUUAAUUUGGGUGAACGGACCCUUUAAACUAUUGUGAAAUGUAAAUCUCAUAAUAAGGGCACACUGUCUACUGUCACACUGGCUGACAAAUUCUCUACUGGCCUUGGAUUAUUACAGGCUAAAAGAAAUCAGUAAUACAAUUAUUAUAUGUUAUAUUGCUCCUGUAAUGGAAAAUCAAUAUUUUCACUAAGAGCAGUACUAUGGUCCUCAGUCUGUCUGGACCGAUGAAGAAACACUUAACGAGCAGCCCGGUGACAUCCUUGUGGCCUUCUAAAAGAAAAAUGCUCUUCAUGCGCAAUGUGACUUAAUCAGCAUCGUCUUCUGUAGGCCAAGUUUUACCUCUUUGACUUGUUGAUUAAUGCCUAUAAUGUGUAUUCUGUAAUAUGCCAAGGGUCUAUUCACUCUGAUUGUAGAAGUCUUGCAUUUCAGCCACUGACAGAAUACUCUGUUUAGUAAAAUACAAAAAGGAAACCAUCAAAUUGCCUACCUGUUGUUGCCAGCUCAUGUAUGUACCUGUGGAAUUGUGCGUACCCAGUUAAUGGUAGGUAUAAACUAUUGUCAAGUCCAGACACAUAUGCUAUUUUAUACUCUAGAUUAAUACAGAGGUCUUUUAGUAUAUUUAUGCUUGUGGUUGGUCUUUAAAUAACCAGCAAAGAGAUGUCAUGUUUGCUUGUUGCUUUGUUGGGAGGCCAUUGCUACAUGGCAAGUACAGUAGUUCUGUUUAUAGUUGGCUAUGUUUAUCUUUCAUAAGGAAGAAAAAAAUCACAGGGUCAAGUGAAUAUACAUGAAUGUUUUAAAACCCUACCCAAAGUAUAUGCUAUAUAGACUUAUUCUACAGAUAAAAUAUAGAUACUGAAAAAAAACAUAUAUUUACAUAGAUUAACUAGUGAAUCAGCUGCUUUGUUCUGUCACAGCAGAGGAGGAAAACAAGAUGAAUAUAUCAUUGCCAAACUGGUAGCAAAAGCCAUGUAGAGCUAUUCUUCUGUGUCUGACACAAAAUGUAGGACUGUGAAUGAAGGACAAAGCAGUGAUGUGUACAUGUCGCACGCGGUACGUAAACUAUGGCAAAGUAGUACUUUUCACUGAAUGCUGUGUUCAUUGGUGAACUGUCCUUUGUUUUCAGUCCCAUCACAAACCAGGAAGUGACAGAAUUAAGGAUCAGUCUUCUUUGCUCAGAUGACAAAUGUACAUGAGUCAGCACAAGUCAGAAAACUCUCACAUUAGGCCAUAUAAAGUGUUUGGCACAAAACGUUGACUGUCCAAAAAAACACAGAAAGUGUUUGUGCUCAUGACUGUGUCCUGAAAAACCUGAUGUUUAUGACAAUAAAGAUCAGCUUUGUUGAGCACUUUGUGACUUUUAUUGGAACAUGGGUAGUCCAAUAGCACUUGACAGCUUUUCAGUGUUGAGGUCAGAACUUCAAAACUAGGUUACACAAAAAGGGUUUAGGUAGUAAUGAGAG
Molecule: messenger RNA, 6042 nt
Organism: Monopterus albus (swamp eel)
Lineage: Eukaryota; Metazoa; Chordata; Actinopteri; Synbranchiformes; Synbranchidae
Gene: znf438
Product: zinc finger protein 438
Exons: 6
Coding region: 551-2905 (784 amino acids)
Biological process (GO): regulation of transcription by RNA polymerase II
Cellular component (GO): nucleus
Molecular function (GO): DNA-binding transcription factor activity, RNA polymerase II-specific; RNA polymerase II transcription regulatory region sequence-specific DNA binding
Source: RefSeq, a predicted model, not a curated record